Messenger RNA from Cylicostephanus goldi, 468 nucleotides. Lineage: Eukaryota; Metazoa; Nematoda; Chromadorea; Rhabditida; Strongylidae. The record is from the annotation of a GenBank genome assembly.
AUGUUACGACCUAAAAGCUUAAUAGAGGAUUUGGUAGGCCCUUCAUCAAGAAGCUAUACUUGGCUGCCUUACUCCAAAUAUUCAUGUUAUCAAUGCGUAUCCACUAGCGAUAAUGAAGGAGACUGUAGUGAGAACGAUCUCGAGAAAUUGGCACCAUUUAAUAAGCCGUGUCCAACCUUAGAAGAAGGCACUUACGCAGGCUCGGAAGCUAAAGGUUGUCGGAAAAUAAUUCAGACCGUAGAAGCAAAGAAGUCAGUCAUUCGUGAGUGUGCGUAUACUGGAGAAACAGUAGAUGGAGUGAAAAAGACCGGUAACUGGGGUAUCAACAUGUACUACUAUCAAUGUGAAAACUCGGUGAGUUCGAAAUUGGCGAAUUGCCAAGCAUCGUUUCAUUCACUUUCUUCUUCUACCGCUGAUUUAUUAGUUGCUGACAAAUGUAGUCGUUGCAGUAAGAAACUGGUUUAUUGA